AUGGCCGAAGCGGACCUCACCGGCCUCGUCGACGACUUCUACUUCUCGGCCCUCACCCACGCCCAGAACGACGCCGACGCCGCCGAGGACGAUGAGCUCUUCCCGAUAUCCGACGAGAAGUACGCCGCCGAGCUCCAGCUCCAGGAGGUGAUCAUGUCCUCCGCCAUCGCGGCUGCCGCCACGUCGUUCCCGGCACAUCGCAGUAUCGCCACCACCAGCAGCAGCGCAGUUGUCAUGUACGGUGAGUGCUCCUCCGCCGUCGCUUCUUCAUCUUCGUGCUCUGGGCAACCCAGUAGUUCCUCCGCGACGGCGACGGCGUCGCCCGCGCUCGUGUUCUGCAAGAUCUGCAUGGACGCCGUGCCGGAGUCGGACGCGCACCGCGCGAGCCGCGGCUGCGCGCACGCCUUCUGCAGCGCCUGCCUCGCGGGCUACAUCGGCGCCAAGAUCCAGGACCGGAUCGCCGACGUCAAGUGCCCCGAGGAGCGGUGCACCGGGGUGCUCGACCCGGCGCUCUGCCAGGGCAUGCUCCCGCGGGAGGUGUUCGAGCGCUGGGGCGCCGCGCUGUGCGAGUCCAUGAUGCUCGGCGCCAAGAGGACCUACUGCCCCUUCAAGGACUGCUCGGCGAUGAUGGUGGCGGACGACGACGGCGGCGACGUGACGCAGUCCGAGUGCCAGGUGUGCCGGCGGCUGUUCUGCGCCCGGUGCGCCGUGCCGUGGCACGCCGGCGCCGACUGCGCCGCCUACAGGAAGCUCGGCAGGGGCGACAGGGGCAAAGAGGACAUGCUGCUGCUGGAGACGGCCAAACAGAAGAAGUGGAAGCGGUGCCCCAAGUGCGAGUUCUUCGUGGAGAAAACCGACGGUUGCCUCCACAUCACCUGCAGGUGCGGCUUCCAGUUUUGCUAUGGAUGUGGCAACCAGUGGGGCGUGACGCAUGCUAGCUGCAGCACGGCGUGAUAGGAUGGUCGAUGGGCUGCCCAUGCACUUGCAGAGUUUGCAUCUUGGGAGCCUGACGUUGUUUGGAACGCGAGACACAUUUCUGAUUUCUACGGACUUCAAACUGUUUUGUGUGGAUUUUAAUUAUGCAAAAUUAUCGUUUGAACAAUAAUCUUUAGUGUUCUUGGAUGAAUUGGUGAUGACAUGCAACAAGCUGGAUUUCAACCCAA
Aegilops tauschii subsp. strangulata is the source of this 1163-nucleotide messenger RNA. Its product is annotated as E3 ubiquitin-protein ligase RSL1-like. The record is from RefSeq and is a predicted model, not a curated record. NCBI's taxonomy places the organism in Eukaryota, Viridiplantae, Streptophyta, Magnoliopsida, Poales, Poaceae. Gene Ontology annotation, molecular function: zinc ion binding; ubiquitin-protein transferase activity. Gene Ontology annotation, biological process: protein ubiquitination.